UGCUGGGAUAUGAUGCAGUUCAUACAGUGGUCGUUUUCAGAGACCUAGAUCUUGAGAAAAUAGUGCCGAGUAGAUGUAAAAACAAUUUGAUAUGUGCACUAGGGCAGAGACCAAGUAAAAUGUCCACAUUAGUAAUGAAAAUGGUAGUGGAUGUGAGCAAAUGGGAGCAAGAAUUUGUACAGUAAAAGAAUUAUUGGUGUGUUUUCUUCUCAAAUUUCUCUUUCACAAAAAGUCAGCAUUUGCUAAAAUAUAAGACAUGAAAGGAGUUCAGGUCAGGGGAUCCCUGCUGAGCUGGAACGGCCUUGGGGACUGGGGACCGCAGAGGGAAGCCGGACACAGGUGAGGUAGGCAGGCCGGUCUGAGUAGAGGAGCGGAGGUGGGGAGGAGCCAGCCCCUAGGAUCCUCCUAUCAGGGCUUACCAUAAUUAAAGGAUCAAAGAUCAAUGUUGUUAACAUUCUCCCAAAAUGAUGAUGGAGAAAGUAAUUACUGAGAUUUUUUUAAGGUAAUGGAAAACAGUAUGUGCAUGUAAAUAUUUUUGCCUUUUAAUCAGUUGUGAUUAGAAGAGCCAACGCUUUGAGCUACUGUGUGGUGCAUCUUGCCCUUCUUCCAGUUCCUGGCCAUUACUUAGCCGGGGGCUGGAUGGGAAGAAACACAUCGUCCUACUGGCUCAUUUUGGGACUCACUAAACAAGCAUAGCAGCCGCCCAUUACUGCUUUUUGUCAUUAGGGAGAUUUUGAGAUGUAUGUACCGCUAACGAUGGAAUCAGUGCAGGUCAGAGCAGAUGUUAAUGGAGUUCAUACCACAUGGUAGGUAGAAGGACCUGUCUCCCUGCCUAGUAAUGUGUGGUGUUAUUCAGGGCAAGGCUGGAACCGCACAAGGAAAUCGUAGCCCCUGGCAGGAGGCAUCGGAGUGCCUGAUGCACAGGGGUACCCAGGUCUCGGUGGGUCCUGGAGGGGAGGGUUGGCCAGGGUAGUAGGAGGGAAUAGACACACCUGGCUGCCAGUGCCGCGGCGCCGCGCGCUCAUUGGCCGUGAGGGCCGUCAGUCGGGGGCGGGCAGUCAUUGGGCGCAGGCGCGUAAGUCCUGCGGCUGCGUAGUAGCUGUAGGCGCCUCUGCCGCUAUAUUCAAGUCAGUAGCGUCUCCAGCGCCGCGGGCGGGGUAACUCUGGCUGCUCUCUCUCCGUGCUUCGGUCCGAUGGCCCGGGCAGGAGCGGCCCGUGCCGUCCAGUCCGUGCAGCGGGCACUGCGGAGACCAGAUGUUGAUGGAUCCGCUCCGUGCUCGGCUGCGCCAUCCUCCCGGCGCGCAUGCGGAGGCGGCACCGACCUCGUGCCCCGGCCUCGGAUCGCCGCCUCGCGCCCGCUGGGCUCCCGGCUCCGCACUCGCCUUUCUCGGGUCUCCCGCGGCGUGCGGAGGGCUGCGAUCGACCAGGACUUGGAGCCGCUGCCCCGGACGGACUUCAGAGAGCUCGGCCGAGAAGCGGUUCCCGCUGUCGCAGAUCUACAGUGGAGGGUCCAGAGCGGGCUCUACUUCAGCGGUGAAGGCUACAGCGAUAGCCCUGCGGGCUGGAAGCUGCACCAUCACCUGCUGCAGAGAAGGAAGCUCCCUUACCUGAUUCCGCCUGCCGCUCGCCGUGCCUCCCGCUCACACCGUCCCCGCCGGCCAAGGCCUCCCCCCGCUGAUGUCACCGUCGCUCGCCAAAGCCCUGCACCGCGGGCCGAAGCCCUCCAACAGCGGCUACCUACCGCCGGCGCCAGGGCCCCACCUUGCCAGGGAUCCUGCGCCCUUCUCACGCAGGCCUGGCCUCGCAGCGGCAGCUCACCCCCCGUGCCAGGCAAAGCCACUGGCCUCCGUCGCCGCUUCUCUCCACCAAAGCGCAGCCACCCAUCCUGGAGCCCGCCUCUCUCCUGCGCUACCCGCCGGUGCCUCCCGCUGACACCCGCCCUAGAUGCCUCCGCCACCACUGCCCUCCAAUGCCUUCUUCCACUGAUGCCGACGUUGCUGCCUUCGCCAGCGCUCACUGCCCUCCAUUGCGAGAUCCCUCAGACUCGUACCACUGCCAGCAGGGGCCCCCCUGCCAGGGACCCGGCUCCCUGGUUCCCAUGCAGGCCUAGCCGCCUUGCAGCAACCUUAGGUCAUAGUCUCCACAGAGAACAACUUCGUCUGUCUGAAGUCAACUCAUGAAAGUUCUACUUGAUCCAUUUCUGCAAACAUCUGCUGUUCCCUACCUUCAGGGUCACACGAGGCAGGUAGAGCACCGACCCGCCAAGGAAACUGGAACGAAGAGGAGAAGAUGUGAUACGGGAACCUCGAGCCUAAACUGAGAGCAGCCGGAUGUGGAUCCCUGUGUUCCGCAAGUGGCAGGAAUCUCCAGUCUCUCCAAGUACUCCGCCUGUCUUUGCUUUCCAACCCCACCGAUCCUCCAGAGCAUCACGUAAGAGCACCGACCCGCCAAGGAAACUGGAACGAAGAGGAGAAGAUGUGAUACGGGAACCUCGAGCCUAAACUGAGAGCAGCCGGAUGUGGAUCCCUGUGUUCCGCAAGUGGCAGGAAUCUCCAGUCUCUCCAAGUACUCCGCCUGUCUUUGCUUUCCAACCCCACCGAUCCUCCAGAGCAUCACGUAAGAGCACCGACCCGCCAAGGAAACUGGAACGAAGAGGAGAAGAUGUGAUACGGGAACCUCGAGCCUAAACUGAGAGGUGAGAUGGUGGAGACUGGUAGUAUCUUUCCAUGUGCUGCUUCCAAGGUUCACAGGGAAUAAAGGUUGCCACGGAGGUAAGGCCCGGGAUGUGGACAUCACCUGGUAUCGGUGGAGCCACCUAGCCACUAGCCAUUAAUGGGAAGGCUAGCGUGCGGCACUGUUAUUUCCUGCGGAGGUACACGUGCG
This is a messenger RNA of Manis pentadactyla (Chinese pangolin), 2883 nucleotides long. RefSeq lists its product as uncharacterized. The record is from RefSeq and is a predicted model, not a curated record. The transcript is spliced from 9 exons. Lineage: Eukaryota; Metazoa; Chordata; Mammalia; Pholidota; Manidae. The coding region runs from base 1194 to 2180 and encodes 328 amino acids.